Fusarium proliferatum ET1 is the source of this 2055-nucleotide messenger RNA. RefSeq lists its product as uncharacterized. NCBI's taxonomy places the organism in Eukaryota, Fungi, Ascomycota, Sordariomycetes, Hypocreales, Nectriaceae. Bases 1 to 2055 code for a protein of 684 amino acids. The transcript is spliced from 2 exons. The record is from RefSeq and is a predicted model, not a curated record.
AUGCCUCUGUGCAGUAUUUGCCUCAACAUCAACUUCGGCACUAUACUACAGCCACGUACAGAAGGCUACCCUGAGCCCACUGGUGGAUGGCCUCGAAACUUCGAACUCUACUACUACGAUGCGAGCGAUUGGAGGGAUACUGAUUUUGAAAAGGCUCUUGUGCCUCAUCAGGACAGCCUUGACAAUCUCCAAGCUAGUGCAAGGUCCUGUGAGCUGUGCCAGUUCAUUGAGCGCUGCGUGUUAGAAACACUCGCAAAAAUCAAGGCAUCGAACGGCUUAGGCUUCCGGCAUAUUGCGGAAUCAAAUUACACGUUCUGGCUGUCAGGCAGGAAUGAAGCGGAUGGAUUUCAGAUCAUCGGCUGCCACAAUGAACCAAGACACCAGUACCGUAUCAUGGGUGGCGGUGGAGUCUGUGUCAGCAAAGAUAGCCCACUAGCAUGUGUUGUCAAGGGACGACCAGUUUCCCCAGACCCUAUGUUUUCUUCCAUCUUGGCCCACAUUCCCGGUUUGAUACAAGAUUGCAAAGAAAAACACGGACAUGUUGAACACGAGAAGGGGGAGGCCCCAACCAGGAUACUGAGAAUCGAAGACAAUGGUCAGACAAUUACGCUCGGAGAGGGAAACAUGAAUAUCGAAGGCGGAUAUGCAGCCCUUAGCCACUGUUGGGGAGACGGCCCUCAAAUCACUCUUAAUACUGGCUCCUUCACGAAGCUGACAAAAGGGAUGAAUGUAGCUGACCUCCCCAAGACAUUCCAAGAUACCGUCCGGGUUGUCAACCAGCUUGGGAUAUCAUAUCUUUGGAUUGAUAGCUUAUGCAUAUUCCAGGACGACCCGAAUGACUGGGCACGUGAGUCGGCGCGCAUGGUCAAAGUUUACGGGAAUGCAACCGUCGCAAUAGCAGCGAGCCGAGCAACGAACAGUUCUGAGGGUUUUCUGGAGAAGCGUAUUCAGCAGAACUAUAUCGCCGCUCCGUUCCGCCAUGGUCAAGUUUCUGGAGAAAUCUUGAUCUUCCCCCUUCAUGUUAGAAAUGUCGGGGAUACAUCGCGCUAUGCUCGCCUUGAAGAUGAACCCCUGACAAAUCGAGGAUGGGUACUGCAGGAGCGCUACCUGUCUCCACGUACAAUCCAUUUCGAUAGCUCCCAGGUGUGCUUCGAGUGCAAAAGGACAUUCAUUACUGAAGACGGCUGCUCAGCAAGCCCAUCGCGCCUUAAUUGGCAAUAUAAGUUACCAAGUCCCGAUUCCUGGGAGGCAGAUUGGAAGCAAGUCGUCUGUUUAUACUCUCAGCGUAAGCUGACAAUCAAAACUGACAAGCUUCCCGCAAUAGCCGGCAUUGCGGAAUACUUCUCAAACAUUGUAGCUGCCGCAUCUAUCGAUAGUUGCUACCUGGCUGGUUUAUGGCGGACCAACAUCAUCUUCGGUCUUUGCUGGCAAAUCGACGCUCGCAAGGAUUUCCAAAGACGAGAAGGCCAGUAUCGAGCGCCCACGUGGUCUUGGGCUUCAUUGGAUGCGGCGAUAUGGUUUCCCUCUGUGAAAUAUCCUCUGGCUACUUUCCAGAAUGCGCAUGUGGCCCUUGACUCACAUGAGAGUCCUUUUGGCAAAGUAACUGGCGGCUGGAUCCUGUUAAGGGCAAGAAAGUAUCACCUAUUCAGUAAAGCCGGCAACAACACGAAAUUUACAGUUUCAUUCCAUGCGGAGGGGCCAAACUUUGAUAUCUCUGUCUUCUGGGAAGAUCAGAGGGAGGUAUACGGUUUACCAACUAUCAUGGAUUUAGUAGAUGAUGGCCCAUACAAGACGCCUUUUCUAGCAAUUCCGCUGGCCUGCUGUGAAUCUGGCGUUGACUCUGAUUCAGAUGAGAUGACAAUUUUCUGUAUAGUGGCAAAAGCGGUGGAGAAUGACUUGAUCUCACAUGGUGGAGUUCCGACCUUUAAGAGAGUUGGAAGCGCAACUUUAAAUCUUACAGACAGAGACUGUUUGAAGAGUUUGGGAUUAUAUAAUUGGAUAAAUAGAUAUACUAAGAAUGUAAAGCAUAACUUAGAAGAUAUAAAACUUAUUUAA